Schizosaccharomyces osmophilus is the source of this 1896-nucleotide messenger RNA. It is a transcript of the gene sum3, whose product is annotated as translation initiation RNA helicase Sum3. NCBI's taxonomy places the organism in Eukaryota, Fungi, Ascomycota, Schizosaccharomycetes, Schizosaccharomycetales, Schizosaccharomycetaceae. Gene Ontology annotation, molecular function: RNA binding; RNA helicase activity; ATP binding. The transcript has a single exon. The record is from RefSeq and is a predicted model, not a curated record. Bases 1 to 1896 code for a protein of 631 amino acids. Gene Ontology annotation, cellular component: nucleus.
AUGAGCGACAAUGUACAGCAACAAGUAGAUUCAGUUGGUUCCGUGACUGAAAAUUUGCAAAGAGUUAAUCUCAAUAACAGACCUAGGAAGUACGUUCCUCCCUUUGCCCGUAGCACGCCUGAUGCCGUUCCUACGAGUCCUACACCGGUGAGCUCUGAGCCAGCUUCUCGCUCUGAAACCCCUAGUGAAAUUUCGUCUUCUGGCUUCGGCGGACGCCGUGAAUUCAACCGUGGUGGCGAAGGCCGUGGAGGAUUUGGAGGUGGCUUCCGCGGAGGUCGUGAAGGUAAUAACGGUGGUGGUUACCGUAACAAUCGUGGAGGUGGCCAAUGGAAAGACGGUCAACACAUCCUCGGCGCUAGAAACACCAUAUUGGAACGCCAAUUGUUUGGUGCUGUCGCCGACGGUGUCAAAGCUUCAACAGGAAUCAACUUUGAAAGAUAUGAUGACAUCCCUGUUGAGGUUUCUGGAGGUGAAGUUGAACCUGUUCAUGAAUUCCUUUCUCCUCCUUUGAACAACCAUUUGCUUCAAAAUAUCUUCCUAUCUGGUUAUACUCAACCUACCCCAGUUCAAAAGAACUCUAUCCCCAUUGUCACUUCUGGUCGUGACUUGAUGGCUUGUGCUCAAACUGGUUCAGGUAAAACGGCUGGUUUCCUGUUCCCCAUUCUUUCUCUUGCAUUUGACAAGGGUCCAGCUCCUAUUCCUAUGGAUAAAAACCCUGGUAUGGGCUAUCGUCCUCGUAAGGCUUAUCCCACUACCUUAAUUCUUGCUCCUACUCGUGAGUUGGUUUGCCAAAUCCACGAGGAAUCAAGAAAGUUCUGUUACCGCUCUUGGGUUCGCCCCUGUGCUGUUUACGGUGGUGCUGAUAUUCGUGCUCAAAUUCGUACCAUGGACCAAGGCUGUGAUUUACUCUCUGCCACUCCUGGUCGUUUGGUCGAUUUGAUUGACCGUGGUCGCAUCUCUUUAGCUAACAUCAAAUUUUUGGUUUUGGAUGAAGCUGACCGCAUGUUGGAUAUGGGUUUCGAACCCCAAAUUAGACAAAUUGUCGAAGGUGCUGACAUGACUGGUGUUGACAAUCGCCAAACUCUCAUGUUUUCCGCUACUUUCCCUCGCGAUAUCCAAGUAUUAGCUCGUGACUUCUUGAAGGAAUACGUCUUCUUGAGUGUUGGCCGAGUUGGAUCUACCUCUGAAAACAUUACUCAGAAGGUUGUCCAUGUUGAAGAUUCAGAAAAGCGCAGUUACUUGCUUGAUAUCCUUCACACCCUCCCUAUUGAGGGCUUGACCUUGAUUUUCGUCGAGACUAAGCGUAUGGCAGAUACUCUUACCGACUAUUUGUUGACCAGCAACUUCCCUGCAACUAGCAUUCACGGUGACCGUACACAACGUGAGCGUGAACGCGCUUUAGAUUUGUUCCGUUCCGGCCGUACUUCUAUCAUGGUUGCUACUGCAGUCGCCAGUCGUGGUUUGGAUAUCCCCAACGUUACACACGUUAUUAACUACGACUUGCCCACUGAUAUUGAUGACUAUGUCCAUCGUAUUGGUCGUACUGGUCGUGCCGGAAACAUUGGUCAUGCCGUUGCUUUCUUUAACCGUAAUAAUAAGGCUCUUGCCAAGGAUCUCAUUGACCUAUUAAAUGAAUCCCACCAAGAGUGCCCUAGCUUCCUUUUGGCUAUGGCUCGUGAAAGCAGUUUCGGCGGUGGUGGUGGCGGACGCGGACGCUUCACUCCUCGCGGACGUGGUGGUGGAAACUACGGAACCCGUGAUUUCCGUCGUACUACUAACACUGCUAGCAACUACAACACUGGCGGUAGUUACGCUCCUUACAACAGUGGUUAUGAUCGUACCCCCAGCAAUCAUGGAAACACUUAUAACAGUGGCAGUUCCCAGUCCUGGUGGUAA